GCGCGGGUCUCCCGGUCCUUCUGCCAUCAUGCCGAUGUUCAUCGUAAACACCAACGUGCCCCGCGCCUCCGUGCCGGACGGGUUCCUCUCCGAGCUCACCCAGCAGCUGGCGCAGGCCACCGGCAAGCCCCCCCAGUACAUCGCGGUGCACGUGGUCCCGGACCAGCUUAUGGCCUUCGGCGGCUCCAGCGAGCCGUGCGCGCUCUGCAGCCUGCACAGCAUCGGCAAGAUCGGCGGCGCGCAGAACCGCUCCUACAGCAAGCUGCUGUGCGGCCUGCUGGCCGAGCGCCUGCGCAUCAGCCCGGACAGGGUCUACAUCAACUAUUACGACAUGAACGCGGCCAAUGUGGGCUGGAACAACUCCACCUUCGCCUAAGAGCCAAAGGGACCCACGCUGUCUGCGCUGGCUCCACCCGGGAACCCGCCGCACGCUGUGUUCUAGGCCCGCCCACCCCAACCUUCUGGUGGGGAGAAAUAAACGGUUUAGAGACUA
Molecule: messenger RNA, 493 nt
Organism: Pan troglodytes (chimpanzee)
Lineage: Eukaryota; Metazoa; Chordata; Mammalia; Primates; Hominidae
Gene: MIF
Product: macrophage migration inhibitory factor
Exons: 3
Coding region: 29-376 (115 amino acids)
Molecular function (GO): cytokine activity; phenylpyruvate tautomerase activity
Source: RefSeq, a predicted model, not a curated record